Coccomyxa subellipsoidea C-169 is the source of this 570-nucleotide messenger RNA. RefSeq names its product DCP1-domain-containing protein. Lineage: Eukaryota; Viridiplantae; Chlorophyta; Trebouxiophyceae; Coccomyxaceae. The coding region runs from base 1 to 570 and encodes 189 amino acids. The record is from RefSeq and is a predicted model, not a curated record. Gene Ontology annotation, molecular function: enzyme activator activity; mRNA binding. Gene Ontology annotation, cellular component: P-body. Gene Ontology annotation, biological process: deadenylation-independent decapping of nuclear-transcribed mRNA; positive regulation of catalytic activity; deadenylation-dependent decapping of nuclear-transcribed mRNA. The transcript is spliced from 5 exons.
AUGCAGGCCCUUGGUCCUGCGCAUCUUCUUGAUCCUAGAGAAGCUCAGAGGCUGAAUCUUGCUGUGCUGAAGCGUAUCGACUCGGCGACUGAGCAGGUGCUAGCUUCGGCCAAUCAUGUUGCUUUGUAUGACUUUGAUCAGGACGACAGUCGCUGGGUUCGCAAGGACGUGGAGGGAUCACUUUUUCUCAUAAAGCGCAACGUUGCACCGUUGUAUCAGAUCAUCAUCCUGAACAAGAAGAGCCAACAAAACUACGUUGAGGAUGUGCUGGGGAACUUCCAGUUCGAGAAGUCCAGACCAUACCUCUUGUACCGCAACCGCAAGGACGAGGUGGUGGGGAUCUGGUUCUAUGAGGAGGAGGAGGCUGACAAGGUGGAGGCUGUGCUGGUCCAGGUCCUGGCUUCCUACCCAGGCAGCCCCAGCGCUCCUCAGCAGGUGCGCCCCAUGGUUGUGCCACCCCUGCCUCGAGCAAAAUGCCAUUCUUAUUUGCACCAGCAGCAUGAUCCGCGCAGACUACUAGCCGGCUCCCUGCAUGCAUUUGAGCGCAGUGACAGGAGCCUUGCUCUUUAG